GAUGAGUAGAUAAAGUUGUCAUUGAGCGAUAAUGAAUUGUAAUUCAAAAUUUUAGGUAUAUAAUAAUUGAUCGAGAAAGUUUUGGUUGAAAGGGCAAAAAAUAUAAAAAAAUAGUCGAUACGUUUUUACGAGAGAAGCGAUUAUCUUGAUUUCCUUCAUACACGUCUGAGUGUUAAUUUGCAGAUAAGAAGACCGCGUCAAUUAUUCCGGAUAUUCUGGCGCGUUAAAAUCACUUAUAGGCGGAGUUCUGCCAAACAUUCAUUUAAUAAUACCCGGGCACACUUGAAAAUGCUGAUGCAAAGACUGCCAGCUUACAGACCACAAUGCUGUAUUACGCCAUUGGCGGUGGCCGCGGAGCAAAUGUGUUUCUUUCCUGAGCUUCGGCAACAAUAUUCCAAACUGCUUCAACGUUACCAUUGCAUGGUAACUAAUAAUAGACGUAUAUGGGCAUUGGCGGAGCCAAAACAUCAAACUGGAAAGUAUCGGGCGCCUUGUUUUUGUCCAGAGAUUGGAAAUCGUAAAGUAGAAAUUGUGCGUGAAGAUACCCCAUCACGCACGCGUACUGAGCAAUUGUCUUUUCCGGCGGUGACGCGCCUUAUGGAUCUAAAAGCGAGUGACUACUUCAAAGGUUUUAGCAAUCAGCGUAAAUCCAUCGUCAAUAGAAUGCUACGCAAGAGUAUGCUAUCCUUGUAUAGUCGCUUAUCGAACAAGCAGUCACAACCAAAGAAAGAGGAAUCUAAAAAACUAACUGUAGCCGAAAACAUAGAAAGGCAAGAACGCAUGAAAAGGCUAGCAAAACCCAAGCCGGAUAGGAGCAAACCAGAAGAGAAGAAGGAUAGGUCGAAAAAAGAAAAGGGGAAACCAGUGAAACAACAAAUACAAACGAAGGGGUUUGGAUUUAUGGGAAAGGAUAAGGGAUCACCUUCGCGGCGUUAUAAAAAAUUGGCUACGCCAAAGCAAUACGAAUACGAUGAACCCAAAGAAUGGACACUCACAAACAAUCUGAAAUUUUACACACCUUCGGAGAGGAUUUUAAACAUUUCAAAGCCGCGUAUUUAUGAAGCCUUUGACGCGGAAGGGGCAUUUCGAGUUAAGGAAAGUGCGCUUAGCUACCAAGCCUCUGAACGCAUUAAAGAACUGGCUUUGCCACCAAUUUAUCAUCAAUAUAAGGCAGAAGUUAAGGAGGAUCCAUUUAAGAUAAAUCCAAAUGCACUUAAAGCAAAAACAUCACAAAGAAUAAUUGAGUUAGCGGAGCCAAAGGAGUUCUUUGACAAACACACCCGUCCUAAUGCCUACCGGGUAUCACCAAGAGCGCUCCGAGCUAGAAUGACGCCCCGCCUGAGGGAAUUGGCUAAACCAAAAGAAUACGCAGUUGGCUUUUAUCGGAGUUAAUUUGUUUUUAAAUGAAAGUGUGAAUCUAUGUUUGCCAAGUGUUUGAGAUAAAUUUUAAGUUUACACUUUUAUUAAAUAAAAACAGUUAAAUGCGAGCUCAUAUUCCAAAUAGUGCAUCUUGGCCGAAGGUCACUACAUUUAUCUCAUCGAAUAAUUGCGAUUUGAAAUGCAGUGACCGAUUGCCAAAUGUAAGUAUGGAAUUUGACCGCCGUAUAAAACAAAUUAGGACACUGUU
This is a messenger RNA of Anastrepha obliqua, 1627 nucleotides long. RefSeq names its product testicular haploid expressed gene protein-like. The transcript is spliced from 5 exons. NCBI's taxonomy places the organism in Eukaryota, Metazoa, Arthropoda, Insecta, Diptera, Tephritidae. The record is from RefSeq and is a predicted model, not a curated record. The coding region runs from base 289 to 1392 and encodes 367 amino acids.